UAAACUGCCAGGAACCUUCCUCUCCUUCCUCGCGAAGCAAAGACUUUCGAGAGAUAGGAGAGUCGGCUAUAAAACCGCACAGCUGCGCCCACCGCGGCAAAAUAUCUCGCCGUCCGUCCCGAUGGACAUCGACCUCUUCGCCGACAUCGACCUCGACGCCCUCCUCGCCUCCUUCUCCGGCGAACCCGCCGCCGUCUCCGACCUCAUCGUCCCGUCCCCGCCUCCGCCGGCCCCGGCGGCGCACGAUGCGGCGGAAGCGGGGUCGCCGGAGUCGGUGACCUCCCGGGCGAACCCGGCCGGGGAGGUGGGUCUCUCGGAGAUCGAGAGGUUCCUGAUGCAGGAAGGGGAGGCGGAGGCGGAGUUGGGCGGGGAGGUCGAGGGGAUCAGCGUGGACCAGUUCUUCGACGCGCUGUACGACGGCGGGGAGGGGAAAGAUGAAGGGGAGGCAGAGGCGGGGGCAAGCACGGAUGCGGACUCCGGCAGGGACGAGGUGGUGGAAGUCGUGACGCCGGAGGCGGAGACGGUGGAGGUGGAUGGCGAUGAUCCCGUCAGCAAGAAGAAGAAGAGGCAAAUGAGGAACAGAGAUUCGGCAAUGAAAUCCAGGGAGAGGAAGAAGUCGUACAUAAAGGACUUGGAGACGAAGAGCAAGUAUUUGGAGGCAGAGUGCCGCCGCCUCAGCUACGCACUUCAGUGCUACGCAGCUGAGAACAUGGUACUGCGCCAGAGCUUGAUGAAGGAUAGGCCUGUUGGUGCUCCCACAGCCAUGCAGGAGUCUGCCGUACUCACGGAAACCCUGCCGCUGGUUUCCCUGCUGUGGCUGGUGAGCAUCGUCUGCCUCUUCCUGAUGCCCGUUCUGCCCAACCGAAGCCCAGCUGCUCCAAGCAGCGGCGGAAGAGAUCUCGUGAUGGCAGCCGGAAAGACAAGCAGUGAAACCCCAGAGAUACUGGAACUCAUCCUCCAUGGAAGGCGUUGCAAGAGCACGAGGGCGAGGAUUAAGCUAUAUAAUUUACCAUUUCAUCCAGUAAUUGCUUGCUAGUUGCUAGGCUUUCAGCCUCUUGCAAGCUUACCUGUAGUAGUGUACUUGCAAUUGCAAAUCGUAGCGUGCCCGCUAUGUGCCUGUCAUGCAGAGAAGCCUGUCGAUAUCCAUGGAGUGGGUAGUACCUUUUUUCUCUGUUCAUUUUUUGUUUGUUUAAUAGAUCCUGUGCUAUCCAGUAAUAGUUUAAAACCUGGAUUUUGUGUUAUUUUUCUAUUUCGCCACCUUGUUGCUGGUUGCUCCUGAUAUGAAGUUCCUUUGCUCGAAAAUCUUUGGAAGUACAAUAUAUGGUAUGAUCUGUUUAUACUAAAUAAAAUUGAGACAUGAGUAGAUCGUUGA
This is a messenger RNA of Sorghum bicolor (sorghum), 1372 nucleotides long. Its product is annotated as bZIP transcription factor 50. The coding region runs from base 122 to 1036 and encodes 304 amino acids. Gene Ontology annotation, biological process: regulation of DNA-templated transcription. The record is from RefSeq and is a predicted model, not a curated record. NCBI's taxonomy places the organism in Eukaryota, Viridiplantae, Streptophyta, Magnoliopsida, Poales, Poaceae. Gene Ontology annotation, molecular function: DNA-binding transcription factor activity. The transcript has 3 exons.